Molecule: messenger RNA, 3143 nt
Organism: Pecten maximus
Lineage: Eukaryota; Metazoa; Mollusca; Bivalvia; Pectinida; Pectinidae
Exons: 7
Coding region: 399-1640 (413 amino acids)
Source: RefSeq, a predicted model, not a curated record
AAAAAGAAAACUUGUUAUUGUGUACAUAUUUAUAACAAAGUUAGCACCAUAUCGGGCGGACCAAAACUACCAGACGAAAAGUAAGGCAUGUCACCCAGGGUGCUGAGUUCACACUAAUGCUAGUGACAUUAAAGCUGUGACUGUUUUCGGUCGGUAACUCAAACUGAAAUGCUAACUUUUCGUUGUUUUAUGUUGACUGAGCUGACCAAACAAAACACUCCCUGGACGAGGGCUCAUCCAGAUGAUUAACUGUGACAAUGUCUCCAGACAGUUGCAUAAUUACCUGAAUCUGUUGGAAAACCAUUCAAGUCACGUCUAAUUUCCAUUUAAUAUAAACAGAAAAUUCUUAACGUUCUGAUGAAGUCGCCUAUACUUCAUGUAUAAUUGUAAAAGAUUGGAUGAUAUAUUGGUAUCGGACCAUGAAAGGAAUGUUGGUGAUGGUGAUGUUCUUCAGAGGCGUUUUAUCCCAAAGUGUAUCUACCGAUUUAGAUUUCCUGUGCUCUCUUUCAUCUCCCUGUAAAAAUGGCGCCACAUGCUCUGUGGAAGGGGGCCAAAUCUUUUGUCUCUGCCCUAACGAAUUCACUGGAACAGUGUGCGAACAAGAAAUAGGUCUACAACAGCAUGGAGAAUCAUUACCACUUACCACUAAUUCCGGUGGGCUGAGUAAUAGCCCCGUUGUUGGCGGCUCUGCUAAUCCAGACAUGGGACUUGGUGGUGCAGUCUUCCGACUAGGCGCAGCCGAGCGUAACCCAAAUCCUGACCUUCAAACCAGCCUCGGAAGUAUUGCCGAUUUCAGGAUGACCAAUGUCCGCGAAAGCAGUGGAAAUACUGCAGGAGGUUUAUCUAACCAACGUCCUCAAAACCAGAACAGAGCCGCCUAUAGCAAUCACGUGAUUCAGAACGAUCUUAAAGACACUGUCAUAGUACAUAAUUUUCUGGACGGAAGUCUUCAGCGGAUGCUUAUGGGUUCCCGAAGUCAGCCGGAAAAAGUCGUGGAUCAAGUGAACCAGCUCACAGAAAUGAUCAAUUCACCGAAGACGAUCAAGGACGCGUUUCCUGACCAAAGUCUUGUAGAUGGUAAUGCCGUGGCGGUUGGAUCGACAGGUACAGCCGUCGGGGCAACCUUUAAGGAUCCCACUCAACAAAUGCAUGACCUACCUUCGGCCUUCACUCCGGUCAAAACGAGUCCACCAAAAGAUGAGUUCCUAAUCGAUUUUUCAAAUCACGUGUGUAAAGGACAGUACAGGGAGAAUCUUCUCAACAGCCAGCUGUACUGGGUUGUUGCAAGAGAAAGGAUUAUCGCAAGGAUGCAAUGUCCUCUGGGCACAUUAUUCAGUAACAGUUCAUGUGCUUGCACACACGUGAUCCAAAAGUCCAAAGCUGACAUUUGUAAAGCAGAUCUUAUCAACACCUUUGACUAUGGUAUGGACGAAACAUCGGGAAACAGGUUAGCAUAUUUUGCUAGCCCAGAUCUCACACCUACACUAUCAGAAGGUGUUUUAUGUUUUAAUGGGACACAACAAUUGGGAUACCAGAGAUACAACGGAUACGAUUUCAGGUAUACACUUUAUAUCGUGUUGAGGUUUAGAACUCAGGAACGGGAUAGGGAUGAACUUGUUCCCCUUGUUAACCAACUGUGAAACGGAUAGCUUGACUCAAGAAUUCAUAAAUCCGUCUGUGGCAGUAGUGCUGAACCGAACCAACGACCUAGUAAUCUUCCUAGAAACGGAUAAAGGAUUGACGGUUAAAACAUUCGGAAUAAAGAUGGUUGUUUGGAACACAGUCACACUUCAGUAUGAUGGGCGUGUCUUCACAGCAACGGUAAAUGGUCAAUCGGACUCCACUCCAACAACUGGAAAGAUUUUAACAAGAAAUGCUCCAUUGAUGCUUGGUUACUGUGAACAGUACGGAUAUUUCACGGGAUGCAUUGAUGACAUAUUUAUAUACCCCUGUAUUCCAAAUCAAGUGUAAAUUGCAGGAGUAAAAAGCGUCGUCUGAAUUUGCGACAGAUGGACUGACAGAAGACAUUUUAUUGUUUGCGCCAUGUGACGUAGUUACGGGAAUGGAGUUGAGAUGUUCACCAGCUGUCACGGAAGUAGCGAUGACUCCAUUGUGUGUCUAUAUAGAAUCCUGUGCUAAAUAUCCAUCUGCCUUCAAAAUAAACUUCGCAUUUAACUUUAUAUACGCCCGGGAUCAUUUGACUUGACUAAAAUAGUGUUUACCUGUACAGUUUUGUUUAAGCGCACAUUGUUUUCACUUACGGGGACAUGUAAAUAUUGCAGCUUUGAAAUACUCGUCAUGUUUCGGAUAACAUUUAUAAUACGUAUAUUUAUGUUUUAUCCGUAUUUAGGUCAAGGACUAUUUCAUUGAUUAUAAUGUAAAUACACCACUCAGUAUCACUAAUCAUGGCAUUGGUAGCGUAUUAGAUGAUAAAUUCCACGUAAUAUCUUACCCCUUCAUGCUACUUGUGUAUGAUUGAUAGGUCAGACAAUAGAAAUGGACAACACUAUAAGAAGGCUUUAUAAUGCCAACUUUUAUAUAGGAACAUUAUUUAUCAAGUUUCCCUGUAGUACAUCUUCAGCAAAACAAACAUGGAUCUCUGAUGUGACACCAAUAGUGUCGUCAUAUUUCAUUUACCAUGUUCAUGUUACAUGUAUAAAGGUGCAAAAUAAUUACUUUUGAAAAUUUAACGUUUUUCAGUUCGUAUCCCAGCACUUGUUAAUCUCUCACGUGAAAAAAAAACAACAAUUCAACGUGACUUAGUUGGUAUCCCAGCACGUGUUAAUAUCUCACGUGUUCAAAUAAUCCAACGUGCUUGUGUUCGUACCCCAGCAGUCUAUUAGCCUAUCUUCUAUAUUUGACAUAUUCCACAGUAUAGAACGUAGAAUACGUAGCACGAUCGAGGUCAACGAUUUCGUAUUAAAAUAAAGAUGGGUGUGAGGACGGGGGUGUAUUUCCGAUGUGAACAAUUCACAAUGUGGGCAGAAUAUAUAACUAUAUGAACUUCCGCCAACGCCCACAGAUGCUGUAGAAAUAAAGAACACGUGCUAUUCAAAUAUUGACACAAUAAUAUUAAAUUUAAAAGAUGAUUUCAUAGAUUUAACAAUAAUUUAUAAAAGAGAAUAAAGUAAUAUCCAAUCCUA